AUGGCACUGGUAAUGUGCCGGAGCUGCUGGAGCCCUUGCGGCGUCUCUAAUGGCGUUUACGAGCCGCUUUCUGGGACGGAUACCAACGCCUACGACUACGGGACCAGCAUCAAUAGACCCUACGAGGUCGAGAAGCCACCUUCGGCGCAAGUCUCUCAGCCAGACGUCUAUGUCCCUACUACCAUCGCCUCCAAUGUACCAAACCCCUUCCCCGUCACAGAUCCUGGGAUGGAGAGCCCCAAUCACACUAUGGCUCCUCAGAACCCCGGACAUGACCCCAUCGUCUACCCGGCUGAUGUAUCGACGGCUGUGUACUACACUAACACGACUGUUAUUUCUGGCGGUGAUCCUAUCAACUUUUCCAGCCUUACCAAUGAUCGUCAUCUUUCCGCAAGAGAAGGCAUGCCAGGCCCAUACAACGACAACAUGAUGGGCAUGACUGUGUCUCCCGCGCUGCAUCAGCCAUCAUCCAUUCCUGCGAGGACGGCAAGUUUUACAAUGCCCCCCGCCUAUGCUAUGCAGUGCGUCAAAACCGAGGAAGUGGAUAUAUCAGCCCACAGCAAUAGCCUCGAUGUUGUUUUCCCUCAUCAGCGACCGCCGGCUUCCAAGCGCGGCCCUUUCAAAGAUCAGAAGGCGCGGGAAGAAACUGCUGCAACGAGAAAGCAUGGAUCUUGCAUUCGGUGUAAGAUGCAACGAGUGCGGGGUCCAUGUGUGGGAUGCAAGCCCAAGUCGUCCAACAAUCACCAUAAGCAACUCUUCAGACAACCUUGCGUGCGUCGCAAGAUCACAGAAUGCAACUUCUUUAAACGAGGCCAGGCGCCUGGCUACGAGUGGACACGGCGCUGGGGCAACGGCAUCGUAGACAAUAUCAACAAUUGGGCAUCGAGUGAAGUGAAGACAAUCCGUCUAUGGGAAGGAUACACGCCGGUCGAAAUGUGCGUGCAAUUGCAUGUGCGAGAAUUCAUCCCGCAACCUGGUGACAAACUGGAGCGCACUUGGGUCGCUAAAGGCGUGAAGAAGUCGGUCGCAAUUCCUACAUACGCCAUCACGAACCUUGACGAAGCACAAACAGCCUACGAAGACUACAUCAAGAGGGGUGUCGUUAGCUGCUUCAAAUCAGUCAUUGAGAGUGUGAUGGGCGUCCGGAUGGGUGUCCAAGACCAACUGAUUUACACCACCUAUCUCAAAGCCUGGGAGUUGUCGCAGAGCGCCAGCACGCCGCCAGAAGAACGGGACCUUUUACUCCAAACACUGGAACUCUGGAUGGCAGUACGCUUGACGACCAAAUCAAUCGAAAUUGUAGGCGACGAGACGCUUGGCAUGAGUCGCGACAUACUCGACAGCAGUAGCCCGCAACACGGAAGCAUCCCUCUUCCGCCAGUAAUGGGAGCACAAUUGGACUUGGUUCUCAUCCAACACAUACAGGCCAGACUUCGACGAGAAAUGCUGGAGAAAUUGCAGAAGAUGACGCUUCAGAACAAACAGAAGACGUGGCUGACGACGUACCUUGUGACUUUCAUUCUGCUGCACAACAUCGCGCUCGUUACGGACCAUGAUGCCUCAUACGCCCAGAAGCAUGGCAUGGGUGUAAGUUGA
This is a messenger RNA of Colletotrichum spaethianum, 1596 nucleotides long. RefSeq names its product SCF E3 ubiquitin ligase complex F-box protein grrA. The record is from RefSeq and is a predicted model, not a curated record. NCBI's taxonomy places the organism in Eukaryota, Fungi, Ascomycota, Sordariomycetes, Glomerellales, Glomerellaceae. The coding region runs from base 1 to 1596 and encodes 531 amino acids. The transcript has 4 exons.